UGGCCAUAUUUUACGCCACCUGGGUUUUCCUUCAAACAGCUGUAAUUUCCUUCGCCGUUAAAGUAUUAUUAAAAUACAUUAUAUACAGAGUUUACUAAACCAUGCCUUAUUAUCAAACAUGGGAAGAGUUUGCGCGAGCUGCCGAAAAACUUUACUUGACGGACCCAAUGAAGGUCAGAGUGGUGCUGAAAUACAGACACUGUGAUGGAAAUCUCUGUAUGAAGGUCACAGAUGAUGCUGUUUGUUUACAGUACAAGACUGACCAGGCCCAAGAUGUGAAGAAGGUUGAGAAACUGCAUGGGAAACUGAUGAGAUUAAUGGUCUCCAAAGAGACUCACAGUGGGUCAAUGGAAACAGACUGAAGUCGUCAAAUGAAACCGUUGGAAUUGGACAGUUGUUUUUGACUCGGUCUGACUGACAAUGAAGAGAGACUGAUUUCUAGGAGGAUCGAGAAGACGUUUGGUUGAUUGUUUUUUUGACUGAUGUCCAUAUGCUCAUGUGGAGAGCAAGCAGCCAGAGCAUCUUACAAGGGGCUGAUAUUUGUGUUAUUCUGAAAGUUGGACAACGUUGUAAUGGUCAUACUGUUGUUUUCAUUUGGUCUGCCUAUUAUUUAAUGUUUGGAGGACGUAGAUUUUUAACUGCAACAUCAAGGGAUGAAUUUCAUAAGUCUGUAUUUUGUAUAUCUAAGCCUGAUGUACACUAAUCCUUAAUAAUUUUUUUUUUCUUCCCAUUCUAUUUUACUUUAUAAUAUAAUUGCAAUUAAGAAACAUUUAAUGGGAUAUUUAACCCACAAUGAAAUUGACCUCAACUGGUUUCAAAUCUGUGAGAUUUCUUUUUAUCUGUUGAGCAGAAUAUAUUUUGAAAAAUGUUUGCAACCAUUAAUAACCACAGUAGGAAUGCUAUGGAGGUCAGAGGUUACAGACAGGUUUUCAGCAUUUUUCAAAAUACCUUCUUUUGUUUUCAACAAAAACUUAAAAAGGUCUGUGACAAUUUAAGUACAAGUAUAUGAGGAUAGAAUUUAACAUUUUGGAUUAACCCCCUUUAUUGAGAGUUAUUAAAGUAACGGCAAAUGCAUUUUUUCUUAUUUUAAAUACUUUACUAUUUGUUGACUGGCACAAUGUUUUAGGGAUGGUAACAUUUUCAUUAUAACCUUAUUUUUUUACCAAUUACAUUUCUGCAACAUUAAAUUGGAUUUUUAUCUUUGCAGUUUUACCUAUAAUGAGUUUUCAGAGUUUAUAAUGGCCACAUUCCCUCCGGCAAAAAUUAAUGUUAACGUUUUAAUACUACUCUUUAAAAAUGCAUAUCUAAAAUAAAAAAGUACAUCUUAGUUAUGUUUUCACUAUAGAGAUAAUAUUGUUAGUAGACUGAAUGCAAGUCUGGGCUUUUUUUAGUCAAUAAUAUCAAGUUUUAGACCCACACAUUUCAAUAUACUCUGACCCCUAGGUCCAGGCUUACAUGUGUGAGGGACUUACUAGUAGGUUGAUUAUGGCUAGAAGAGUUGCAGUUGUGGCUAUGUCCG
Molecule: messenger RNA, 1519 nt
Organism: Danio rerio (zebrafish)
Lineage: Eukaryota; Metazoa; Chordata; Actinopteri; Cypriniformes; Danionidae
Gene: srp9
Product: signal recognition particle 9
Biological process (GO): negative regulation of translational elongation; SRP-dependent cotranslational protein targeting to membrane
Cellular component (GO): cytoplasm; cytosol; signal recognition particle
Molecular function (GO): 7S RNA binding
Source: RefSeq, marked validated